AUGGCUGUCCCGACCAAGUUCAGUUUUUCAGUGAGGAGCAUCCUGGAUUUACCGGAGCAGGAUGCGGAGGCAGCAACGCGGUCCUCCCCGGUUUACUCCUCCUGCUCCUCCAGCUCACCCUACACCUCCUGGAUGGACUGCGACCGGAGCUCUUGCAUAUCUUCCGACGAAGGCAGCCUUGAGGCCUCCCCGGACUCCACCAAGCCGGAUGACUCAUCCUUGGACUCUGAGCCUGAGAAGAGCAAGAAGAGCAAGAAGAGGAGAGUUUUGUUCUCUAAGGCCCAGACUCUGGAGCUGGAGAGGCGCUUCCGCCAGCAGCGCUACCUGUCCGGCCCGGAGAGAGAGCAGCUGGCCCGGGUCCUCAGCCUGACCUCGACCCAGGUGAAGAUCUGGUUCCAAAACCACCGCUACAAGAUGAAGAGGGGUCGGGCUGAAGGAGCUCUGCAGGACAUGGAGAUAUCUCAUCCUCCGUUGCUGCGCAGAGUCGUUGUUCCGAUCCUGGUCCGGGAUGGGAAACCUUUUCACACCUGCAUACUUGAAGCAGAGAAACCCGGCUGUUUACCACCUCUUCAAGCAGUACCCUUCCCGUUGGCCUACCCGUCUCUCCAGCAUCCCUCCCCCGUCGCUCUUCCUCCCAGAUACCAGCACUUUCCAGCCGCAGCGGCCUCCAGAUUGGCCUGGAGAGACUUUUGGAGCGACUCGGUCCAGUUUAAUUCUUUCAAGUGA
Scomber japonicus (chub mackerel) is the source of this 726-nucleotide messenger RNA. It is a transcript of the gene nkx2-9, whose product is annotated as NK2 transcription factor related, locus 9 (Drosophila). The record is from RefSeq and is a predicted model, not a curated record. Bases 1 to 726 code for a protein of 241 amino acids. Lineage: Eukaryota; Metazoa; Chordata; Actinopteri; Scombriformes; Scombridae. The transcript is spliced from 2 exons. Gene Ontology annotation, biological process: regulation of transcription by RNA polymerase II; cell differentiation. Gene Ontology annotation, molecular function: RNA polymerase II cis-regulatory region sequence-specific DNA binding; DNA-binding transcription factor activity, RNA polymerase II-specific. Gene Ontology annotation, cellular component: nucleus.